AUGGAAGGAAUAACCCAACUGAAAACAGGUAAAUUGGUCUCUCUAUCCGAACAAGAGCUUGUGGACUACAACACCAGUGGUCAGGAUCAGGGAUGUGAGGGCGGUCUUAUGGACGACGCCUUUGAUUUCAUCCUAAACAAUAAAGGCCUUACUACAGAGAGCAAAUACCCGUAUAAAGGAGUCGAUGGCACCUGCAACAGCAACGAGGAAUCUAACCAUGCUACAGCGAUUACGGGUCAUGAAGAUGUUCCUGCUAAUAAUGAAAGUGCACUUUUGAAAGUUGUAGCUAGUCAGCCUGUUUCUGUGGCCAUUGAUGCUAGUGGGUCCGACUUCCAGUUCUACUCUAGCGGGGUGUUUACAGGAGAAUGUGGUACUGAACUAGACCAUGGUGUUACUGCGGUUGGUUAUGGAGCGAGUGUAGAGCAUAUAUAG
This is a messenger RNA of Lactuca sativa (garden lettuce), 432 nucleotides long. The record is from RefSeq and is a predicted model, not a curated record. NCBI's taxonomy places the organism in Eukaryota, Viridiplantae, Streptophyta, Magnoliopsida, Asterales, Asteraceae.